GUAAUGGGCUGGGAAUUAGAAUUGUCGGUGGUAAAGAAAUUCCUGGACAUGGUGGAGAAAUUGGAGCCUAUAUUGCUAAGAUUCUUCCUGGUGGAAGUGCAGAACACACGGGGAAACUUGUAGAAGGGAUGCAAGUCUUGGAAUGGAAUGGGAUCCCUUUAACUUCUAAAACAUAUGAGGAAGUACAGAGCAUCAUUAAUCAGCAAAGUGGGGAAGCAGAAAUAUGUGUAAGACUGGACCUCAAUAUGUUGUCUGAUUGUGAAAAUCCCCAGCACCUGGAACUUCACGAGCCACCUAAAGCUGUGGACAAGGCAAAAUCCCCAGGGGUUGAUCCCAAGCAGUUGGCUGCAGAGCUGCAGAAAGUCUCACUCCAGCAAUCACCACUGUUCACGUCGUCAGUCGUGGAGAAAGGCUCUCAUGCCCACUCAGGUCCUACAUCAGCAGGGUCCAGUUCUGUUCCCAGCCCUGGGCAGCCAGGGUCACCAUCAGUGAGCAAGAAGAAGCAUGCCAGCAGCAAGCCUACUGAUGCAACAAAGGUUGCCUCACAUCCAAUUACAGGAGAAAUACAGCUUCAAAUCAACUAUGAUCUUGGAAAUCUUAUAAUACAUAUUCUUCAAGCAAGAAAUCUUGUCCCUAGAGACAACAAUGGCUACUCCGACCCUUUUGUUAAGGUGUACCUACUUCCGGGCCGAGGGUAAGUAACGAGGCACUGUCUUCUAAGUGUCACAGCCCACAGUCUAAACAAUCCUAAGAGAAUCUUCCAUUCUUUAAUUUCCAGUCCCAUCCUGAAUUAUCCUUUCCCUGUACUUAGUUUGUUUCGUGUCAUAUUUAUUUUUGAAUUAAAAUUUUAAAGAAAGUCCUUAAGAGUUCUGAGAGAGCAGUGGUUAGAAUAAAAUCAGUCUCCCUGGGCACAAGCAGCAAUUCUGAUUGUGGGAACCAUUCUUGUGCUUUGUGAUCAGAUUAAUUCUAAAAACAUGUAAGAAAUUGUGGCAGAUUUAAAGAACCGACUUACAUCCCUAUAUCCACUUCUAAAAUCAACCUUUGUUUACUUUCUUUUUAUACAGUAUGUGUCACUAAUGACUUUGUAUGAAACCUUGUUUAUAGACACAUUUCCAAAUCACUGUUUUAAAAAUAGUAGCAAAUAGUAACAUUUGAAGUAAUUAUUUUGCUAUAUAAAUAAAAGAUAUCUCAUUGAAUCUUUUGCAGGAUGUGUACAUUGUUGAUAUAAAGUAAAUGUUAUGGACGUGCGGCCUAACUCCAUGGCAGCACUUGUGUUUAACAUACCUGAAUAUGUCAGUCCCCAGCCCCAAAUAAAAAUACUAGUGAAGGAUUCUAUGUUCUUUGGAGAUGCAUAAUAAUUGAUCGCAUUAUUAAUACUAAUAGCUAUGUUAUGGUGUAUGAACAAGUACUUGAGAAUUGUUUAGAACAGAGAUUUCACAUCCAGAAACCACUGUACCUUAUCUAAGUUACCUGUAUUAGCCAAAUUAAUGUGGUGGAACCAUGAACAGUUAUCAGAUGGAGGUGCAUUGAAAAGCUUCAUCAGCUGAUGGCAACAUUGGUUUCAUUUUGGUUUAAUUUGGGAGUGACAUUUGAGUGUUGAUUUUUGCUUGGAAAUUUUUAAGUAUAGCACAGAAGCGGAAAGCAUAGUAUAGUGACUGACCAUCCUUUAUCUGCAAAAGCUUUUACUUACUGGCCAGUUAGAUUUCACAUUGCUCUUUUUUUUUCAUUUACUCUUACACAGUUCCUACAUCCAGAUCAUUUUAAAGAAAUUCCAGCAAUUAACUCUUUUUGCAAAUAUUU
This is a messenger RNA of Mesocricetus auratus (golden hamster), 1800 nucleotides long. Its product is annotated as protein piccolo-like. The annotation marks the transcript as partial. Gene Ontology annotation, cellular component: axon; glutamatergic synapse; cytoskeleton of presynaptic active zone. Gene Ontology annotation, molecular function: structural constituent of presynaptic active zone; protein binding. Gene Ontology annotation, biological process: presynaptic active zone assembly; protein localization to synapse. The transcript has 6 exons. The record is from RefSeq and is a predicted model, not a curated record. Lineage: Eukaryota; Metazoa; Chordata; Mammalia; Rodentia; Cricetidae.